AGUGAGAAGAACAUCAUAUUCUGUCUUCUCCUAGGCUAACGGACCCUACAGAAACAAGAUGUUGUCCAAAUCGCUUCUGUUCGCCCUGGCAAUAUUGCUAAUUUAUAUUACAGUCGAAACUUACUCGUAUCCACGCAAAGGAGGUCAAGGCCCUAAAGAAGGAAGCGUUGGCCGAGAAAAAAGUCAAGGAAAGUCGAAAGGAAAAGGGAGAGGAAAGGGCCGAGGUAGAGGAAACAACCAAGACGAUAAUAAUGACGAUGAUUCUAAUGACAACGAUGAAUUUUUUGCUGGACAGGAAGGAAACUUCGGAGGCAAAGGACCAGGCAAGGCAAUAAAUAAACAAUUUUUCUUUAAUAUCAAUUUACAGAGAGGAGGCAAAGGACAAGGCAAAGGAGGUAGUAGGGGACCACAAGGUCGAGGGAAAGGAGGUAAAAAAGGUCAGAGAGGAGAAGAAGCUGCAGAAUUCGGAAAGUCACACAUAAGGGACAAGAGAUGCAAAAAUAAGUCCGAAGCUUCAAACGACACUAAUGCUGCUGCUGCUGUUCCCCAGGUUGAUGAUAAAACCACUGGCAAUAAUCACACAGUCGUAAAGAUUGAAAAUGAAGAAUCAAAAAGUCAAAUUGAAAAUGAAGAAUCAAGAAAUCAAGACAACGAUCAAGAUGGCGGCAAGAAGGUAAGAAAAGGCUCCAAGGGUCAAGGUAAUGGAAAAGGCAAACGUUAUGGCAAGGGCAAAGGCAAAAAGCAAGGGAAAGGUGAAGGUGAUAAUGAGGAGUCUUCUUCAGUCGGAAAGAAAAAUAAAGACAGGAAGAGAUGUAAAGGGAAAGGAAAAAAGUUUCAGAAGAAUGAAGGAAAAGAAAACGAGAAAAAGUUGCAGGAAGAAGAUGUAGAGGUUGCUGAAAACAACGCCAACGCCAAUGCCAAUGCUACAGGGACUUCUGAAUCACACAUAGUUAAUAAGCGGUCACCUGUAAGUACACAUUAGUAUUGUAUUGUAUUGUAAGUAUUGUAAGUCCCUGUGUGUGUCUAUAUAUGGGUUAGGGUUAUGGUGUUAUGUACACGGAAUUAGAAGAAAUGAAAGGCAU
Molecule: messenger RNA, 1082 nt
Organism: Biomphalaria glabrata
Lineage: Eukaryota; Metazoa; Mollusca; Gastropoda; Planorbidae
Product: protein qua-1-like
Exons: 24
Coding region: 59-982 (307 amino acids)
Source: RefSeq, a predicted model, not a curated record